This is a messenger RNA of Fusarium oxysporum Fo47, 950 nucleotides long. RefSeq names its product Tctex-1. Gene Ontology annotation, biological process: microtubule-based movement. The record is from RefSeq and is a predicted model, not a curated record. Gene Ontology annotation, cellular component: cytoplasmic dynein complex; cytoplasm. Lineage: Eukaryota; Fungi; Ascomycota; Sordariomycetes; Hypocreales; Nectriaceae. Gene Ontology annotation, molecular function: dynein intermediate chain binding. The coding region runs from base 142 to 612 and encodes 156 amino acids. The transcript has 4 exons.
ACCCGGUUCCUCUGAUAACGAGGCUUGUUUUUGUUUACCGACCGUUUUCUACCUGUCCAAUCCGAUCUACGACGCCAUCCAUCAUACAUUAACUCAGCUCCAAACCAUCCUCUCAACCCCAAAACGACACCAAUCUCUACAAUGGCCACUCCUCCGAUUCCCGCCAACCGCCUCAAGCAGAUCGCUACUGAUGCCUGCAACAGCGCGAUUGGAAGCGCUGAAUUCUACGAUCAUGCAAAGACCGAGCAAUGGAACUCAACAAUUAUUAGCUCUGUUCUGAAAGCCGUCAUCUCUGAGUCAACCCCCGAGGGCGCUUCUGCUCCCUCGUUCAAGUUCGCAUGCAACAGCACCAUCGUGCAGCACCUCGUACCUACGUCCGCCCUGAACAAGCCCCGUGGUGGCACCGAGAUCAAGGCUGAAGAGCCUCACAUUUCUACCAGCUCCGAAGCGACUGCCACUGACGGAAAGCCCCAUGUCGGUCGACGAGGAAUGCACAGUGCCACAGGCGCCUACUGGGAUGAGAAGAAGGACGGCAUGUGGACCUUCAAGUAUGAUGGCGGUGAGGGCAAGGGCCUCGACGUGGUCGUUAUGCUCAUCUGGGUCGCCAUUUGAACUACCAGGCAGGCGACGAACGGUCAGGUGUUUUCGUCUUGUUCUGGCCCCAAGUCUGCUCUCUGCGGACGUGGAUGGCACCCUAAUUCAGCUAUGGCGUUGAGGAACUUGGGAAGCGUGACAUUAGGAAUACGAAGGGUAUGAUGAGGCUUCCGGUCAAGCUAUCCGCCGACGACUUUAGUAUUCAUGCAGACCUUGGAUGUAAAAAUACGCUGGAGUUGGUAAUAUUCUCCAAUACCAGAGGACUGGGAUCAGCCAAGUUUCUUCUUUUCAUGGAACUGUAUGCUUUGCCGACCUGAGGUUGGAAAUAUAUAACUAAAAGACUGUGUUUUCACACA